Messenger RNA from Rhinichthys klamathensis goyatoka, 3711 nucleotides. RefSeq names its product glutamate receptor, metabotropic 2a (gene grm2a). NCBI's taxonomy places the organism in Eukaryota, Metazoa, Chordata, Actinopteri, Cypriniformes, Leuciscidae. Gene Ontology annotation, biological process: G protein-coupled glutamate receptor signaling pathway; regulation of synaptic transmission, glutamatergic. The transcript has 7 exons. The record is from RefSeq and is a predicted model, not a curated record. The coding region runs from base 579 to 3242 and encodes 887 amino acids. Gene Ontology annotation, molecular function: group II metabotropic glutamate receptor activity. Gene Ontology annotation, cellular component: membrane.
ACGAGUAUUCUUUUGCGUUUUUAGGUAAUUCAGUCGAGGGGGGCAAAAAUUCUCAAGGAAUCCAAUGACGCGCGCGACGCCUUUUCAGUACCACGGACAGUUCCACGCGCGCACAGCGUCUCAGAGGCGCGCGCUCAACGCAAACUUCACCCGCUGAAUAAAACCUGGAUUCCACUGCUGGAAUUCAGCCAUACAUUGUAAAUGCAACAUUAGAGCAAUACAAAACUGUCACCAAGGAUACGAAGAAAAAUACACGGACUUAUAACCGGAUGUCUUCAAGUAGAUCCGCUCGGAAUCUGUCGAUCAGAGGUGAACUGGACAGGUCAGGUCUCAGUGAUCCAGCAAAGUGGAGAUGCCUCUGUGAGCGCGCGGCAAAGCUGCGUUAUCACCACAAUUGCAUAUUCUGAUCAAGCAGGAGAUGGCGAUGAUGUUUGAGUUUGGCUACAACUGCUUGCAUGCACACUGAAGUGUCUGAAGUCUUCCCUUAGCACAGCUUGAGCACCAUCCCUUUCCAACACAUAAGAGGACCAAAGAUUGUCAUAAGAUUGACCUGCAAAGCGCCCAGAUCUUUGCGCACCAUGGCUCAGAGGUCCACUCAUUUCGGAGGUCACGGUCCCUCCUGGCCGCUUCAUCUCACUCUACUGCUGCUUCUAUUGGCCAGGACACCCCAGGCUUUGGCUAUCCCAGGUUACAACACUGACAUCACCAAGAAGGAGAUCAUAAUCGAGGGGGAUCUGGUGAUUGGAGGCCUGUUUCCUGUUCAUCAAAAGGGGGAGGGGGCUCAGGACUGUGGCCGUAUCAAUGCACAGAGAGGGAUUCAGAGACUGGAGGCAAUGCUGCUAGCCCUGGACGAGAUCAAUCAAGAUGAUCAGAUUUUGCCCGGGGUAACGUUAGGUGCCCACAUUCUGGACACUUGCUCUAAGGACACGUACGCACUGGAGCAGUCGCUUGAAUUUGUGCGCGCUUCGCUAACGAAAGUGGACGAUAGUGAGUACACAUGCCCGGAUGGAUCCUACGCCAUCCAUGAUGAUGUUCCGCUCGCAAUCUCUGGAGUGAUUGGAGGCUCCUACAGUGAUGUAUCCAUACAGGUGGCCAAUCUCCUGCGUCUUUUCCAGAUUCCUCAGAUCAGUUAUGCCUCCACCAGUGCGAAACUGAGUGACAAAUCCCGUUAUGAUUACUUUGCCCGGACUGUACCCCCAGACUUCUACCAAGCCAAAGCCAUUGCUGAGAUCCUACGCUAUUUCAACUGGACUUACGUCUCCACCGUUGCCUCAGAGGGCGAUUACGGCGAGACGGGUAUCGACGCCUUUCAGCAAGAGGCCCGAGCUUUGCAAAUCUGCAUCGCUACGUCCGCCAAGGUCAGUCGUUCCAUGGACCGCUUCAGUUACGAUGGAGUAAUCAGGUCUCUGUUGCAGAAGUCCAACGCUAAAGUAGUAAUCCUCUUCACCAGAAGUGAAGACGCAAGAGAGCUCUUGGUUGCAGCGAAGCGCAUGAACGUCUCCUUCAUCUGGGUGGCCAGCGAUGGCUGGGGGGCGCAGGAGAGUGUGGUGAGAGGGAGCGAGAAUGUAGCGGAUGGAGCUUUCACCAUUGAGCUGGCGUCCUAUCCGAUCCCUGAAUUCGCGACGUACUUCACUAACCUCAAUCCUUACAACAACACACGUAACCCCUGGUUCAGAGAGUUCUGGGAAAACCGCUUUCAGUGUAGCCUGCACGACAUUAAUUGUGGGAAAUAUUCUCUCCGGGAUGGUAAAUUCGAGCAGGAGUCCAAGAUCAUGUUUGUGGUCAAUGCUGUCUACGCUAUGGCCCAUGCCCUUCACAACAUGAGACAAGCACUGUGCUCAAAUACCACCAAACUCUGCAGUGCCCUGAAACCAGUGAAUGGAAAAAAGCUGUACAAGGACUACAUCCUGAAGACAAAUUUUGACUCUCCAUUUCGCCCCGCAGAUACAGAGAACAAUGUUCACUUUGAUGCUUAUGGAGACAGUCUGGGCCGCUACAACAUCUUCCAUUAUCACAAAGAGAAUGAUGGCUAUGUCUAUAGGAAAGUGGGAUAUUGGGCUCGGGAUUUAAGUCUGAACACAAGCUUGAUUCCUUGGGAAAGCCAAGUGGUGCCCACAUCCCAAUGCAGUGACCCAUGUAGGAAAAACGAAAUAAAGAGCAUGCAGCCCGGUGACGUUUGCUGUUGGAUUUGCAUUCCCUGCCAGUCCUACCAGUACCUCCUCGACGAAUUCACCUGUGCGGAUUGUGGCUUCGGACUAUGGCCUCUGGACAAUCUCACGGGCUGCUACAACUUACCAGAAGAGUACAUUCAUUGGGAGGACGCUUGGGCUAUUGGCCCGGUCACCAUCUCUUGCCUUGGCAUGCUCUGCACACUCUUUGUCAUCGGCCUCUUCAUAAAGAACAAUGAGACACCGGUGGUGAAAGCAAGCGGACGUGAACUUUCCUAUAUUCUUCUGCUAGGUGUCCUCCUUUGCUAUUGCAUGACCUUCAUCUACAUCAGCAAACCCUCUGCCGUAGUGUGCACGUUACGGCGGCUCGGCCUGGGCACUUCCUUCGCCGUUUGCUACUCUGCGUUGCUGACCAAGACCAACCGCAUCGCUCGGAUUUUCAACGGCGUUAAAGAUGGAGCUCAAAGGCCGAGGUUCAUCAGUCCAGCUUCACAGGUGGCCAUCUGUGCUGGUCUGAUUUCUUGUCAGCUCCUGGUGGUUGUGGUCUGGCUUCUGGUUGAGGCUCCAGGGGUGAGAAAGGAGGUCAGUCCUGAAAGAAGAGACGUGGUGACAUUGAAGUGCAACAGCAAGGAUUCUAGCAUGCUGAUGUCUUUAACCUACAACUGUGUCCUCAUCAUCCUCUGUACAUUUUACGCCUUUAAGACUCGAAAGUGCCCAGAGAACUUCAAUGAAGCCAAGUUCAUCGGCUUCACCAUGUACACCACGUGCAUAAUCUGGCUGGCUUUCCAGCCAAUCUUCUAUGUUACUGCCAGUGACUAUAGGGUACAGACCACUACCAUGUGCAUCUCUGUGAGUCUGAGUGGUUCAGUGGUGCUGGGAUGCCUCUUCGCUCCCAAGAUCCACAUCAUCCUCUUCCAGCCCCAGAAGAACGUCAGCACGCUCAGAGUGGCCACCACUCGAUUCAGUGUGACCACUGGCCCUGGCUCCAGCUUCUCUCAAGCCUCGGCCUCCAACGUCGUGCCUACAGUAUGUAAUGGCAGAGAGGUAGUGGACUCAACAACAUCGUCACUCUGAGAAACAGCAUUCCUGUUUGUUUGCCAAAUGCAGUAUGCAGAUAAAUCUUAUCUUCACUAGUCAUGAAAUCAAGUGUUUGCUAAUGUUGAGGAGGCUAUUCGGAAUAAAGAAUGCCUGUUAUGUUGUUCUCAACGUGCUGUGAGUACAAUAUCCCAUUUUGUUUCUCUCUCUCUCUCUCUCUCUCUCUCUCUCUCUCUCUCUCUCUCUCUCUCUCUCUCUCUCUCUCUCUCUCUCUCUGACUAGUUAGAUGAUAUCAGUGGGAUGCCAGUUUAAACUCUGUAUACCUGUUCUUUUUAUGGAAACCAUAAUAAAGUAUUGUUUGAGAUGGAGUUAAGAUAUAGUAAAUCUGUUUAAAGUAUUAUAUACAAGAUGUUUUUAAUGUAGAUUUAUGGUGAUUCUGGUUUGUGCUUUCUUGUAAUUUAUGUAAAUAAAAUGUGUUUUAUAUGAAUACAAGCUCUCCUUGUCGUUU